CUGUUUUCGAGAGCGCACCGUAAACCCGACAUUUUGCUCGUAUAGAUUGACGGGCAGGCUAUUUAAUUAAUUUGUGAAGCGUGGAAAUGUACGCAGUGACCCAUUUCUAACAAAAGUGACAUAAUGGUAGCAUUUACAGAUGUUUAUCAUGGGAAAUCUUAAAGAUCCAUAAUAUGAUUGCUUAGGAAAGGUGUACUUUAUUUCCAGUUCUGGACUGUUUGUAAAUGGUUAUUUUAUAGUUUAGAUUAGGCUAUAACUAAACAAUAUAGGCAUAGACUACUUCAUUGUCACAGUGCAAUCCCUGUUUGGUUCUACACUUGUUCUAUUGGACGCGUCCUUUCUCCGAAGGGUGGCGUUUUACACCACUUUCGACAGAGUUCCUGAAAACGAAGGUCCCCUUCACCAGUGGUGUCAACCAUUCAGACUGCAUGCAAAAUCAGAAGGGGUGACUGUGAAAGAAUCGAGAGGCUGAAGUGUAGCGCAUUCCUCGAGAGAGAACCCGUUUCUCUCCCUGCCGGCUCCCAGUCAGGCAGCUUGGCCCCGACGCAGUAGUAGAUGCAUGAGUUCUGGCUGAAACUGGGAGCUUCGUGGCCAGUAGGGAAAUCAGAAGCAUUACUCUAACCGAAAUAGCGAGUAUUGUUGCGACAUCGAUUUCUAGGCUACUUUGCGUCGCAGAGAUUUAAUUUCGUCCGCAACUUUUUGUUCUCCGUUUUCGUGACCAUGGGUUCAGAGCAAACUCACUUGUACGGGUGGGCAUUGAUGAUAGUCGCGGUUUUCUGUCAACGGGGUCAUGAAAGUUGCCCGGAGGAAGAUUUGGAGAAAAGGGAAGAGGAGGCGAACGUGGUUCUGACUGGCACCGUUGAAGAAAUCAUGAACAUGGACCCAGUGCACAAUACCUACUCAUGCAAGGUGAGGGUAUGGCGGUACCUGAAAGGAAAGACCAUGGUCAAUGGCGAGGUUCUUUUGGACGGUGGAAACAAGGUGAUGAUUGGUGGCUUUGGGGACCCUGAGGUCUGCGACAACCAGGUUGCCACUGGCGACACACGCAUUUUCUUUGUCAACCUGGCUCCGGAGUUCAUGUGGCCAACGCACAAGAAUGAGCUGAUGCUCAACUCCAGCCUGAUGAGGAUUACCCUGCGUAACCUGGAGGAGGUGGAGCACUGUGUGGACGGAAUGGACUACAUCAAGGACCUGGAAGAACCCUUGCUGCAGCUAGGUGAUGGCACCAGUUCAUCAGAUGAGGACUUCUUCUCUGCAUUGAAGAUGUCUCAAAAAAAGAAAGCUCUAAACAGCAGGACGGACGUCUGGCCUGUUCAGCUGAUCAUAUGGAGUUGCUCAAGUCCUUCUUGGCAGUCUGUAAGUCUGUCUCUGUGGUUAAUCACACCCGUAGCUGCAUCAGCUGCCUGGAAAGCAAGGCUGGAUUCCAGAAACUUUGAAAACCAGCUUUUGCUGAAGGUGAUCCGUAAAUUCUUCAACUUCAAGUAAUGACAUCUUAAUACUACUAGCAAGCCCAAGGACACGGGUGCCUUAUGCGUUUUGUUAAUUUAUGUUUAAAAUUCACGUUAUAUGUGUCCUUGUUACAAAGACCUGAGACACUGAUUUCUAAUACAGUUCCAUCAGUGGUGAUGUCCUCAUAUUCCUACAGUGAGAUUGUGUUCGGUUCUGUACAUGUACUUUUUAUGUAAUGUAGGAUUAAAGCAACGUGACUGUACGUGUAAGUGCUUAAGUUUACUGGCUAUAUUACUUCAUUAUUAUUUUGUCUGUAAGAGAUGUAUUUAGUCUGUCAGAGAUGUAUUUUGAAGUGUUGCCUGUUUGAGAAUCAACAUUCCUUUUUAAAAAUCUAAACUUCGUGCAUCCUUUAGAAUGUUACCUUUAUGAAAAGCGCAUACCAAAUAAAAGGGCAGGCUGUUCUGCUUUUUGGAAUUACA
Messenger RNA from Oncorhynchus tshawytscha (Chinook salmon), 1928 nucleotides. Its product is annotated as agrin-like. Lineage: Eukaryota; Metazoa; Chordata; Actinopteri; Salmoniformes; Salmonidae. The record is from RefSeq and is a predicted model, not a curated record. Gene Ontology annotation, biological process: G protein-coupled acetylcholine receptor signaling pathway; receptor clustering. The coding region runs from base 721 to 1485 and encodes 254 amino acids. The transcript is spliced from 3 exons. Gene Ontology annotation, molecular function: laminin binding.